Messenger RNA from Phymastichus coffea, 4800 nucleotides. RefSeq names its product putative fatty acyl-CoA reductase CG5065. NCBI's taxonomy places the organism in Eukaryota, Metazoa, Arthropoda, Insecta, Hymenoptera, Eulophidae. Gene Ontology annotation, biological process: long-chain fatty-acyl-CoA metabolic process. Gene Ontology annotation, cellular component: peroxisome. The transcript is spliced from 9 exons. Gene Ontology annotation, molecular function: alcohol-forming very long-chain fatty acyl-CoA reductase (NADP+) activity. The record is from RefSeq and is a predicted model, not a curated record. The coding region runs from base 2892 to 4544 and encodes 550 amino acids.
UGCGUCAGCUACCGUGACGAGGCUCAGCCACGUCCGUCGACCUGGCUGACGAUUACGCACGAUAAUCGACGACGACCGAGACAUUGGCACUGCGUUGCUCUAGGAGGCUUUUUCCUUCUCCGGCAAUGUGUGCAAGCGACGUCUUGUGAGCCCAAUGCCGAGUAUCAAUACACCAUAGUGGAGCUGAAAAUGAAAGGUCGGCAGCCGACUCCUCGAGCGAUCGUCGCGGACGCUCGACGACGAACUUUUACUUGUGCAGACUAUCCGACCCCUCCAGUGGAAUCCAGGCCGGAAGAAAUUUUUAACAGAUCUCACUUGGGCGAACGAACCGCGAGCGCGCGCUCUCUUUUCGCCACGCGACGCUGCACGUAUAUACCCGUAUGUACCAGCGCACGGAAAGCUCGGCGAAUCGAUCGAUCGCCUGUUGCGCGCGCGUUUCUCUGCACCCGGCGCUACUCCGCGGGAUAGACGCGGAUAGUCCCGCAGAGACCAUAUCUUGCUCCACUUUGUUCGCAAUAAAAAUCAGCGCGAGCGUAUUUUGAUUUCGCAGCUUCGUCGUAGUAGAGUUAUAUCUAUGUACGCAAUACACUUAUAUGCAAGCUGCGCGUGGCACGAAAAUUUGAGCGAGACACGAUUCUUCGGGCACCGUCGGACACCAGUAACUCGAAUCGGCACGCACUUGGUCGGAUCGACGAAAACGCGUCAGCCUCUUUCUCGACGUGGCCUCGGGAUUUCUGGUAGUGGCAGACCGGGAGUCGUCACAAGAGUGCGCGGUGAAAGGCACGUGCGACCAUGAUCAACUCGAAAAAUUACGGGCGUGCGCUCGAUUUGAAGGAUCUGGUAAAACCCGCGCCGAAUCAACAUAAUAUACGCACGUAUCCCCGCGGACUCGCGGCUCCGCGAAGAAUGCGAUCGCGCGGCGGCGAAGAAGUGCUCGAUUGGAUAUCAGUUAUCUCAUCGGGAUCGCGUCUCAACGGAAUGCGCGCCGAUGUGUUUUUCAAAAGUGGCCCGUGGCUUGGUGCUUUUUUUUUUUUGUUUUUUUUUCCAUAUACGCACAGGGCACUCGGUCACUGCGGCGCCGUUGAGUGCCGUCGACAAUGCGAACGUACGAUAAAGAACGAAAGAAAAAAAGGAAAGUUACGCUUGUGCGUGAGUGCGAGAAAAUUGCCUCUCUGCUCUUGGUCUCUCGAAUAUACGUUACGUCGUUUCUGUACUUUGAGCUGAGAAGCAAAAUGAAAAAUAGCCUGCCACAAGCACGAGAAUAACGUCGUCAAUUUGACGAGAUCUUUACUGAAAGCGCGACAAACUCGAAAGCAGAUGCCGCGCGAACGGCUUACGGACGUUUGAAUCCGUCGAAAAGUUUGUUGAAACAAUCCCGAAAUUCGGCAUAACUAUUCAUUUUUCAGCAAGCAACGCCGAGGACGCUAUCGCGAGAAACGGGCGCCGUGGAAAAAGAAGGAAAAUAAAGAAACGAGGUCAAUUGGCAUUCACCGGAGCAUCGCGAUCGAGAGCGUAACUCGAUCGCGCUGUCGCGGCGCGUGAUCGCGACAGAUAAGCCCGCGCGGCGAGUAUUUCAGGCAGCCCUCGCUGGCGUCGGAUGCGUCGUCACGCGUGUGCGCGCGAUGUCACCGCGGCAUCAGGACCCGUUACCCCGCGCGAUUCGGAGCGCGCGCGCGGCGAAUCGCGAAAGCCGCUCGUGUCCGACGACGCAGUCCGCGACGUCGCGCGCUCGGCGGCCGCCGAAAUCUCGACGCGACGGAUUUCCCCACGGGAAAUUUCCGUUUUGCGCGACUUCCCGUUCUCACUUCUUUUCUUUCUUUUCGCGCGAGUCGCGGCUGGAUUACGCGCGUCGUUACAAUCGAGCUCCAUUACCCCCUGGCGAGAUAACGUCGUUUAUUUUGGCGCGACGGGGAAGAAACGUCGGCGUGUUAUUUUUAAGCUCGCGCUCGGCAGCGUCUCCUGCGAGAUCCGAUACGCGCGCGGAUAGAGCUUUUUCUGUUUCGAGUUAUUGGCCCUUUGUACGCGCCGAGCGGCGAGGAUUACAGCGCGCGCUCAGAGCCGCCUCGGCCCUUUAUUACCUCGGGACUCGCCUUGCGUUUGUACGGUUAUUAGGCUCUGUCGGCGCAAUACCUGAAAGCCUCGGACGUAUAAUGCCGUGCUCGGAUUUGCGUCCCCUCGCGCCAAAAAUAUAGAUCGGUUCCUUCGUGUCCAUAAACUAUUUUUUUGUAUUAUGCUCUUAUGUAUCGUUAGUGGCUUGAUUCACCCAUCGUGGAUUGGAUUCCGUAAAAUGCACUGGAUCGUCCUAAAAAAAGAUAACCGCUGCGCCGCGAUGUCUCGCGAUACCCUUGAAAUAGAAUGAUUCCCAGUGCUCCUUUUAUUCAUACACACCGUAUGAACGUCGAAUAUAUUAAAGGUUUCCACAAGCGUUGCGUCAGCCGCGCGAAUAUCAAAGCGUACGCGACGGGGGGAGGGGGCUGGGGAGAUCGGCGGCGCGCAGUGUGCAUCCAGCUGCGGAGUCUCGCUAGAGCACACUCUCACUUUUAUCCGACGGGACCACUCUCACCUUGCUCGUGGAAGAAAGUGCUUCCGGGUCGCGCGCGCCUCCCUCCCGCCCCGUCGCUCCUUGCAACGUUUGCGUAAUCUCGGCUCCGCUCCUUCCCAGCGAUGGGAAAAACGCGCCUGCAACUCACUUGCAUCUCGCGCGUACGCGUGCGAGCCACACGCGUCUCCGCAAGAGUUGCAGCCACCAAGCAGAGACCCUUUGCCCGUCCUUGCGCGAGAUCGCCUCACCUCUCGUUCCCCGGCUAACUGGCUGCAUCGAGGCUAGCAUUUCCCGGUCGAGCGUCUGCCCGCCGUGUACAGAAGCCGGACGGAGCCGCGUCGCUGUGAGCAUGGGCACGACGAACGCGGAGACAAUGGCGGAGCCGAACAACAACAACGCCGAGUGUCCGUCGAGCAAUCCGAAGGCAAGGAUCGAGCCGCCGGACCCCCAGGAGUCGAAGAAGGCCGUCGGCUCGGCGACGAGCAACAGCAACAGCUGCUCGGCCGUGGAGGCGUUCUACGCCGACGCGAUCAUCCUGGUGACGGGCGCCACGGGAUUCCUCGGCAAGGCUCUGCUGGAGAAACUGCUGCGCUCGUGCGCUCGCGUGUCCACCAUCUUCAUACUCGUGCGGCCCAAGAGGGGACGCAGCAUCGAGCAGCGAUUCACCGAGUUCCUCGAGAAUCCCGUAUUUGAUCGUCUCCGCUGCGAGUAUCCCGGCGCCUUGGAUAAGAUCCAGCCGAUCAAAGGCGACGUAGGCCUACCCGAUCUAGGACUGAGCCUCGAGGACCGCACGAUGCUGAUGCAGCGCGUGACCAUCGUGUUCCACAGCGCGGCCACCGUGCGCUUCGACGAGCCGCUGAAGCUAGCCGUGAACCUGAACACGCGCGGCACGGAUCGCAUCGUAGACCUGUGCAAGGGCAUGGCCAAUCUGGUGUGCCUCGUGCACGUUAGCACCGCGUACAGCAACGCCGAUCUGAGGGACAUCCAGGAGAUGGUCUACAGCACCAAGGUGAAGGCACAGACGGUGAUGGACAUGUGCGAGAACCUGGACGACGAGACAAUGGCGAUCCUGGAGAAGAAGCUGAUGGGCAAGCACCCAAACACCUACACGCUGACUAAGGGCCUGGCCGAGCAGGUGCUGCUGACCAAGGGCGCGGGACUGCCGGCCGUGGCCAUCGUGCGACCGAGCAUCGUGUGCGCCGCCUUCCAGGAGCCGUACCCCGGCUGGGUGGACAACGUAUGCGGCAUCACCGGCAUCCUCAUGGAGAUCGGUCGCGGCACGAUCAGGAGCAUCGUCUGCGAGCCGCAGUGCGUCGUCGACAUCGUGCCCGUCGACUACGUGGUCGACACGCUCAUCUGCGCCGCCUGGCACGUGGCCACCUCCAGGCCGCAGCGCUUCGCCGACGCGGACGCCUGCCCGCUGCGCGUCUACAACUGCACCAGCGGCAGCUUCAACCCCGUCAAGUGGGGCCAGAUGGGCGACUUGACGCGCAAGUACGCCAUAGAGUCGCCGACCAAGUACGUGAUGUGGUACCCGCACGUUACCUACCGCUCCAGCCAGCUGCUGCACAAGCUCGCCGUGGCCAUACUGCACUUCCUGCCCGCCUUCGUCAUCGACCUCAUCCUUCGCUGCCGUGGCAGCAAGCCAAAAAUGAUAAAGAUGACGAAACGCACGCUGAGGGCCGCGAAGAACGGCGAAUUCUUCGCGGUGAACGAGUGGUACUUCCACGUGGAGAACAUGAAGGAGCUGAUAAAGUGCAUCAAGAGUUCGGUGGUCGACGGCGCCCAGCCGCGCUACAACGUCGAUAUCGCGGAUAUCGAUUGGGAGACCUACGUCAACCAGUACGUGCUUGGCAUCCGCAAGUACGUGCUGAAGGACAGCCCCGACACGCUCGCGAAGGCGAGGAGCAAGCUCGUCAAACUGUACUGGGUGCGCAGGUUCACCCAGCUGAUGAGCUUGUACCUGCUGCUGAGGAUCAUCGCUCGCGCGAGCGCUCGGUGACGGAUAAUCCAACUGGUGAGGCUGAUCGACCGAUUGCUGCAGCCCUGGCGACGGUUCUUCAAGCUCUACCAGGCCAUCGCGCUCAUCUGCUGAGCCAUCCCUCUCCUUCUUCGCUCCGGACUUCUCUGUCUCUCUGCUAAACCUCUCUUUCGAUACUUUUCUCCUCCCCGAGACGUCAAAUCGAUUUCGGCCAAUGCAAAUUGUUUAUCAUCGUCCUCGUCGGCGGGCGCACGCGAGCUUUCUCCUCUUGCCGCGU